This is a messenger RNA of Struthio camelus australis, 772 nucleotides long. Lineage: Eukaryota; Metazoa; Chordata; Aves; Struthioniformes; Struthionidae. The record is from RefSeq and is a predicted model, not a curated record.
AUGCUUCAUUCAAAUAUUAAUAAUUUUGGAAGUAACUCAUGGCUUUUUUCCCCCCCCGCCCAGUCUCACACAAUUCUACUUGUUCAGCCCACCAAGAGGCCAGAAGGCAGAACAUAUGCUGAUUAUGAAUCAGUGAAUGAGUGCAUGGAAGGAGUCUGUAAAAUGUAUGAAGAGCAUCUGAAGAGAAUGAAUCCCAACAGUCCAUCCAUUACAUACGAUAUCAGCCAGUUGUUUGACUUUAUUGAUGAUUUGGCAGACCUCAGCUGUCUGGUUUACCGUGCUGACACUCAGACAUACCAACCAUACAAUAAAGACUGGAUAAAGGAGAAGAUCUAUGUCCUCCUCCGCAGGCAGGCCCAGCAAGCAAGCAAAUAAUGGCAGCACCAUCAUUAAAUUGGGUUUGGGGGAGGGCUUGGACAACAGGCGUGUACAGAGUGUAGUAGUGAAAGUUUUGUAUUAUAGUCGUCCUGUUGCCAUCUUGUUAAACUCUUUAGCCAGGACUGAAUGUAUUGUUAGAGAUGCAAGGAUUUUGUUGGAUUUGAAAACUUUUUUUUGGUGUAAAUGGAGAAGAAAGCGCAACAUCUUUGGCAGAGAUUUAACGUGUUUUUUUCCUUGGGCUAGCUGAUAAUCCUACCUUAUUCAAACCCCUGGGGCUGCUCACAUCUUCACCACAUUCACUGUAUGUGCCCUUCUGUGGGGUUUCCAACAUUUAGUUUAUGUCCUUGAGACUGUCUUAAUGGGGAAUAAAAAAAUAUCCUUUAGUUAAACUUGA